AAAUUAAAGGCGGCCGGGCCAUGGGUGUGGUGACGAGAUCCAAAUCCAAGAGGCGGCAGCUGGAGGAGGAAGCAGAAGCAAGCGGAGGAGAGCAAGACGACGUCGAUCUGAUCAGCCGCCUCCCGGACGACGUCCUCGGCGACGUCAUCACGCUGCUCCCCGCCGAGGACGGCGCCCGCACCCAGAUCCUCUCCCGUCGGUGGCUCCCGCUCUGGCGCUCCGCGCCCCUCAACCUCGAGGCCACGAUCCACCCAGCGAGGCUCGGCGUCAAGGAGAACCCAGCGGCCGCCAUCCUCGGCGCCCACGGGGGCCCCGCCCGCCGCCUCUCCCUCACCUGGCUCGGGCGCUCCGACGAGGCGCCCGCGCUCGACAACCUGCUCCGCUCCCCCAGCCUCGACAACCUGCGGGAGUUCGGACUGCGCUACGGCACCGUCGUCUUCUCCGCCCGCCCUUACAAGGCGCCGCCGCCGCCGCCGUCCAUGUUCCGCUUCUCGCCGACUCUGCGCGUCCUCAGCGUGUUCGCUCGCGCUUGCAACCUCGAUUUCCCCAGGAUUGAUGCCGAUUUCCCCCACCUCGAGCAAGUGACGCUCAGGUCCGUCAUCAUCGCGGAGAGCACUCUCCAUGGCAUGCUCUCCAGGUGCCCUGCCCUGCAGAGCUUGAUGCUGCACUACAACGUUGGUUACCGCCGUCUCCGGAUCAGCUCCUCCACCCUUCGGAGCCUUGGCGUAACUGCUACUGGUUCCAAAGACCCAAUGGGAAAGCUUGAGCAAGUCAUCAUUGACAGUGCCCCCCUCCUAGAAAGGCUUAUCCCAGAUGGUCGAUCGUGUUGCUUGCAGAUCCGGAUUAUUCAGGCACCCAAACUGAAGAUACUGCGAUAUUCUGAUGACGGUAUCCCCGCUGCAACCAUCAUGGUUUUCAAGGAAAUGGAGCUUCUUAGUCUGACGAAUGCGAUGCGUACCGUGAAGAUUUUAGCCCUUAAUACUGUUCCUACUCUGGACGUUGUCAUCAACCUCCUACAAUGCUUUCCAUGCGUGGAGAAGCUACACAUCAUGGUGUUCACUCGUGGGAGGUUCAGGAAUGCACCGCGCUAUGUUUCACUUGAAUGCCUCGAUGCACAUCUCAAGGUUGUGCAGUUAACACUUUAUAGGGGCAAGAGAUCAGAAGUGAACCUCGUAAGAUUCUUUCUUUUAAAUGCUAGAAUGCUGGAAUCCAUGAAGUUUAUAGUUGAUCGUGCGAAAUGCGACGAUGACUGGAUUGCAAGUCAGCAUAAGAAGCUACAGCUGGACAUCAGGGCUUCUCAAGGUGCUAGAUUUGCCUUUGAACCUCAGCGUCAGACGUUCAGUUGUGUACCCAUGGAGCAAAUCCAUAAUUUAGAGCUGGAUGAUCCCUUUGACGGAUCGCGUACAUACCGUUAUGAUUUCAGUUGGCUAUAGAGUCUAGAUAUCUAUAUAUAUGCUGGAUAUUGGCCUUUUUAUUUGAAUAUUCGAGCCGGUUUAUCAGUUGCGUGUUA
Molecule: messenger RNA, 1510 nt
Organism: Panicum virgatum (switchgrass)
Lineage: Eukaryota; Viridiplantae; Streptophyta; Magnoliopsida; Poales; Poaceae
Product: putative F-box/FBD/LRR-repeat protein At5g56810
Exons: 3
Coding region: 21-1433 (470 amino acids)
Molecular function (GO): protein binding
Source: RefSeq, a predicted model, not a curated record